AGAAGGCGGCCCCGGGCAGACCGGGGCCCGGCGCCCCGCUGCCAUGGGCGAGGCGCCGGACCAGCUGCAAGGCUUCGUGAGGCGGGUGGUGGCGCUCGCUGGAGAGGACGUCUCGCUGCAGCAGAGGUGCCAUGGCUGGCUCCGGGCCAGGAUCAUGGCCUUACGGAAGGAAGGGGCCUUGGCUGGCAUGGACUGGGAGAGUGCGUCUCUGCCUUCGUUGGAGGAGGUCAGGGAGGCGCCAAUGCAGCCGGCGGACGCACCCGGCCUCGCGCUCGACGCGCACUUGGAAGGACAGCCUGCUGCUGCAGAGGCGCGAUUCGUGAAUGGGAUGGCACCUGGGGUGGUGCCGACAGAUGCGGCUGCGGCCCCCGCCGUGGCAUCCACGGAGGCGUCUUCUGCGGCAUCCGCGGAGGCGCCCGCCGUGACAUCCGCGGAGGCGCCCGCCGCGCUGCCUGCCGCCGCUGCCGCAGCGUCGCCUGCGCUGGCGAUGGCCGCAGCGGCGCAAGGAGUGGAGGACGGCCCCGACUCCGAGCCGCCUGACUUCGAGGACGAGGAUGACGCCGGCGACCCAGAUGAACCGCCGCAGUCACAAGUGGCGACCCCGAUGUCCAAGGCCGCCGAGCCGCCCGAGGCGCCGCCCGAGGUUACCUCCUUGCCCGCCUCUGCGGCGCCCACGGCCGCUGGUGCGGAGGGCCCCGAGGGCGCCAGGGAGGAGGAGGCAGCUGUGCCGAAGGGGCCCCCGCCGUCCAAUUGGGUAGGGCCAGACGCGGGCCAGGCUCAGCCAGAGGCCGCCGGCCAGCCACCGUCCGACCAGUCGCCGCCAGAGCAGCCGCCGCCGGCGGGGCCGCCGCCGCCGGCUCAGCACCCGUUGCCAGGGCCCCCACCUGCGGGGCACCCGCCGCCAGGGCAGCCACCGCUGGGGCACAUGCCAGGGCAGCCGCCGCCAGGGCACCCGUUGCCAGGGCACCCGUUGCCAGGGCAUCCGAUGCCAGGGCAGCCGCCGCCGCAUGGGCCAUAUCCCCCGCCGUACGGCGGAUGGCCGCCGCCCGUGUGGGGGGGGCCUCCCCAUGGCUUCCCGCAAUGGGGCGUGCCGCCGAGGCCCUUCUUUGGAGUGCCUCCGAUGGGCCGUCCGCCGUUGCACGGGCCCCCGCCCGGAGCGGCCUACCCGCCUCCCGGGGCGUACACCCCACCAGGCGCCACUCGUCCGCAUGGGGCGCCCUUGGCUGCAGCGCCGGUGGCCGCUGCCCCGCCAGGUGCUCCGCCAGCAGGGGCCCCCGCCGCGCCUGGCGGCUACGCUCCCGGCGGCUACGCGCCGGGCGGCUACGUGGCGGGCGGCUACCAGCAGCCCGCCGCCGGGCCCGUGGCGGUUGCCCCAGCAGCCGCCGGGACCUCUGAGCGAGACCGCGACCGUCGGCGCCGGCGCCGCGAGGGCCACCGCUCUGGCGCCAAGGAGCGCGCCCGGCGCCGGUCGCCGUCGUCGUCGUCGUCGCCGCCGCCAGCGCGCACGCGCCGCAGGCGGGCGGCCGAGCCGCGGGGGAAGUCCCCGCAGCCGACGCCGGCCCCGGCGCCGAUGCCGAAAGGUUAUGCCGUCCGCGUUAGCAACGUUCCGCCAGAGCUGACGGCACAGGACAUCGCGGAGGCUUUCCAGGAGGUCUCCCUGCAGCGCAUCGAGGCGGUGGACGUCUUCCGCGACGCGCAGAACCAGCCGACUGGCGAGGCCCUCGUGAUCUUCAACACGUACAGCGACGCCGAGAACGCUGUGCGCCGCUACCACGGCGGCGGCCUCAACGGGAAGCGGCUGAUCGUCGUGCACACGACCGCAUGAGGCAGUGCCCGGGUUCUUCGCUGGGCAGACGGCGGAGUGUGCACUUCGCCGUCUCUAGCCGGCGGCCGAGACCGAAGGCUGCUGCGUGGAGCGCGCGCGUGCGCGGCAGAUUGGUUGCAA
This is a messenger RNA of Prorocentrum cordatum, 1945 nucleotides long. The record is from the annotation of a GenBank genome assembly. Lineage: Eukaryota; Dinophyceae; Prorocentrales; Prorocentraceae.